CUUGACUGCAUGGAUUAUCUGGAAUUAAACGUCUGGAUGAUAUCGGCAACACAACGUGAGAAAAAUUGAGACUUUGGUGCUUCCACAAGGCAGAAAACUGACAAAAUGAUGCGAGGAGGUGCUCCAAUUGUUGUACUAAACCAAAACACGAAGCGUGAAAGUGGUCGUAAGGUUCAGCUCGGAAAUGUCGGUGCGGCGAAGGCUAUUGCAGAUGUUAUCCGAACAUGUCUUGGACCAAGAUCUAUGAUGAAGAUGUUAAUGGAUCCAAUGGGUGGUAUAGUGAUGACCAAUGAUGGCAAUGCUAUUUUAAGAGAGAUAACGGUACAACAUCCAGCUGCAAAGUCUAUGAUUGAAAUCAGUCGAACACAGGAUGAGGAGGUUGGCGAUGGUACCACCUCCGUCAUUAUCCUAGCUGGGGAGAUGAUGGCAGUGGCUGAACCAUUCUUAACUCAAAACAUGCACCCAACUCUAAUCAUAGAUGCCUACAAACAUGCUAUGGAGGAUAUGCUCAAAAUAAUGAAAGAUCAGGCUAAGCAGAUUGAUGUCUCCAAUGAUGAAGAGAUGCUUAAAAUAAUACAGAGUGCUGUAGGAACCAAAUUUGUAAACAAAUGGGGUGCCUUGGCAUGCAGUAUAGCACUUCAGGCUGUGAAGACAGUUUCAGUAGAAGAAAAUGGUAUUAAGGAAAUUGAUAUCAAGCGAUAUGCCAAAGUAGAAAAGAUUCCAGGAGGCACUAUUGAAGACUCUAAAGUUCUAACUGGUGUGAUGUUGAAUAAAGACGUUGUUCAUCCAAAGAUGAAGAGAAACAUAAAGAAUCCACGAAUUAUCCUUCUCGAUUGCAACUUGGAAUAUAAAAAAGGAGAGUCACAGACUAACAUUGAACUGAGCAGUGAGACAGAUUUCAACCGAAUCUUGCAACUAGAAGAGGAGUACAUUCAAAAGAUUUGCAAUGAGGUCAUUGCACUUAAGCCUGACCUCGUUUUCACUGAGAAGGGUAUCUCAGAUUUGGCUCAGCAUUUCUUAGUCAAAGCUGGAAUCUCCGCUAUUAGACGUGUGAGGAAGUCUGACAACAACCGAAUUGCCAGAGCUUGUGGGGCAACCAUUGCCAACCGCACUGAUGAAUUGAGGGAAGAAGACAUUGGUACCGGAGCUGGUCUCUUUGAAGUCCAGAAAAUUGGUGAUGAGUAUUUCUGUUUUGUCACUGAGUGCAAAGACCCAAAGGCAUGUACCAUCAUGUUGAGAGGCGCCAGUAAGGAUAUUUUAAAUGAAGUUGAAAGAAACCUCCAAGACGCAAUGAACGUGGCUCGUAAUGUUGUUCAGGAACCAUACCUUGUUCCUGGUGGGGGUGCUAUUGAAAUGGCAGUCUCAUUUGCCCUCAGUGAGAAGGCUAAAACAAUUACGGGAGUACAACAGUGGCCAUACCGUGCAGUAAGCUCUGCCCUCGAGGUCAUUCCACGUACCCUGAUCCAGAAUUGUGGCAGUAACACAAUCCGUACCCUGACAGCUCUGAGGGCUAAGCAUGCUAAGGAAGGCAACACAACCUGGGGAAUUGAUGGCGAGAAGGGGACAAUCGUAGACAUGAAUGAAUAUGGUGUGUGGGACCCAUAUGCAGUGAAAGCCCAGACAUUCAAGACAGCUAUUGAGACUGCUAUGUUGUUACUAAGGAUCGAUGAUAUCGUGUCAGGAACUAAAAAAGCUGGUGACCGAGAGGGUGCAGGAACUGUAGCCCCCACAACCGACGGUUAAACUAGGAUAUAUGCGGUCUGCUAUACAAUUUUGAAAAUAGACUGUUUCAUGUUGUGUAUGAUAAAAAUUCAGACCAAAUCAUAGCUGUAAUGCAUGUUCAGGGUGCACUGCUUGUUAAUAAGGUGCCCCAAACGUGUAUUAAUGCUUUAUGUCCAAAGCUGCAUUAUUGGUCGUAUUUAUGUUGUUGUUGGAGGUCAAGCUUAUGUUUUCUGUACAAAUAUGAAACUCAUAUUGGUCUUUGCCAGGGUAGUGUGUUAGCUAGCUUUAGUGGUAUAUUGAUGAGGAUAAAAUGUAUACCAUUUUUAUACCUGCUACUGUUGGAGGCAGUCUCAAUCUCCUUUUGAUAUGUUGUACUAACCUGACAUAUAAUCCAUUCUUGAUGCUACAUUGUUAUUUGUCAGAUUUAACAGUGUUUGAUAGGAUCUUUGGUGAAUCAGGGGAUUUUCCGACAUUUGAAGACCCAUAUUGCCUAAUCAAGCAAUGUCAAGUAUGGUAGAGAGUAAUCUUGUAGUGUAUGAUAUGCACGGCUUCAGACAGCUUAAGUAAAUUCUUGAUUACAACUGUAAAAACUCCUUCACAUUACUGUCAACAAUUAAAAUGUUUGUAAACAAAUUUAAUCCAAAAUUUGUUUAUGCAUGCACCUAACGCGUGUGUGUCAACAGCCUGGCAGGCUGAAAAAUGGCAACGGUAUAGAAAAUUAGACCAGGAAACUAAACAGUGACCUUUUAGAAACAUAAGGAUGUUUUAAAUCCGUAUGUGAUUUAGUUAUUUAAAACCAAUAAAAAAUUAAGACAGUUAUGUAUACUGAAAAUGUGUCAGGCUUUUGGUGCACUGAUGCAUGUAAUGGAUGGAGUCUAUGAAAUAUAGUAUUGUGAAUUACACUUAAAGUAGAUAAUAAUAAUAAAAACAACAUAGAAAUUGCAUGUUGUCUUCCCUUGUAAUAUACUUGAGGCUCUGACUACAAAAGAAAAAUUGACAAUCAUAAUAAUACUUUGUAACAUCCUUAAACUAUGUCCAGAUUAUCAAAUUUUCUUUGACAAAAAACUAUUGUAUCCCCAUUAUAUAUUCAUGAUGUGAUGUGUUGUCAUGACCAUGGCAUGUUUUUGUGAAAUAAAAUUUGAUAGUAUGGUAAUUUCCAAGGUGUACGUAAAUCGGUGGUUUAGCUGUCAUGAUCUCUUUAUUUAAUCUCAUUUGUUGCAGGCCACAAAAGACAAACAAACCAACAAGACGUACCAUUUUUUUUAUGUUGACAACAUCUUGAAGUUGGUGUGAAAAGUUGGUGUAACAAUCAAUAAUGAUGUACUGUAAUAGUAAUUUUAUCAAGGUUUAUUAGAGUGACACUUCUCUGAUCACAUAACCAAAAAAAAAACCAUUUUCUUUUCUUCUUGUAAGUGUAGCAACAAAGUAAUUUAUUUUAAAAACUAGGUGAUUGAGUGUGGAAAGCCAUAAUGCGUGCUUAUAAGGAAGGCUUGAGGGUUAUAUGUUACUGCAAUUUUUUUUUCUAUUGCGAUGUGUUUGCUAGUCGUAUGCAGCGGUUUAUAAAUUAGAGGCUUAUAAAUAAGCUUCUGAACAAAAUAAAACGGCCAAAUAAAUUGGUUCUAGUGACAAUA
Messenger RNA from Anneissia japonica, 3353 nucleotides. RefSeq names its product T-complex protein 1 subunit gamma-like. The record is from RefSeq and is a predicted model, not a curated record. Gene Ontology annotation, molecular function: ATP-dependent protein folding chaperone; ATP binding; ATP hydrolysis activity. Gene Ontology annotation, cellular component: chaperonin-containing T-complex. NCBI's taxonomy places the organism in Eukaryota, Metazoa, Echinodermata, Crinoidea, Comatulida, Comatulidae. Bases 106 to 1743 code for a protein of 545 amino acids. Gene Ontology annotation, biological process: protein folding. The transcript is spliced from 15 exons.